Halichondria panicea is the source of this 1323-nucleotide messenger RNA. RefSeq lists its product as uncharacterized. The transcript has a single exon. NCBI's taxonomy places the organism in Eukaryota, Metazoa, Porifera, Demospongiae, Suberitida, Halichondriidae. The record is from RefSeq and is a predicted model, not a curated record. Bases 157 to 1200 code for a protein of 347 amino acids.
GCACCGCCUCUGUGUCUACGUACACACAGUACGUAUGUACGUACCUCCUCGGCCUCUGAUCUGGCCGGACGGUUGGACUUCCUCCCAACUUAACUAGAUCAUAGAUAGUAAAAGGAAAUCUAUGACUGGAUAGAUAGUCAUCAUAGCAAGCUUAUAAUGGAAAUACUGGGAACAAGGCUAAAGCUGAAGGUGGUGCUAUUAAUGGUUUGGCUUGGUAUUGUUGUAGUACUUAGCCUAUUAACGUACCACGGGGUACGGGUCACGCCACAGUGGCCGGGCAUGAUUAAGCAAUUUCAUAUUAGAACUAAUUCUACUACUACGGUGGCAACUGAUGAUAUUGAAAUUGCACCGACUCGAUUUGUCUAUCUAACGCAAACAGAAAGCUGUAUUCCAACUUAUCUAAAGUCUCCCAAAGUGAUUGGAGACUCUGAAGCAUGCCAGUGUGAUAUCAUCAUCCUCAGUUUCAAAAAAGAGUGUAAUGACACAUCGACAUCAUUUCCUCAUGUCCAAUACAUAUUCAACUCGGGUAAGUCUACAACCUGGACUGUUGGAAGAAACUUGCUUUACCAAGCAGCCAAGGAAAGGAAAGAAAAGUACAUGUACUACAUUUUCAUGGACGACGAUCUUCAACUGAUAAUGGCAGAUAAAAAAAAUACACAGAAUCCAUGGAGAAUGUACGAGGAGUCUCUCAAGACCUUCCAACUCGCUGUAGUCACGUUACUUAUUACGUACGAACAAAGGGGUUUCUCUCGUAAAACUUUUCCCGAGCGAUUGAAUUGUGAACUCACAGGAUACAUACAAGUAUACGACAUGGAUGCAAUCUUUAACGCCUUUCACUAUCAAGCGAUAGACUACAUUCUUCCAUACACAACAAGUUUUGAUUCAGUGGGCUGGUGGCACUCACAAGUAUAUCUUAUGAUCAAGUGUAAUAUCCUAUUUAAUGAUGAAGUGGUUAUCGACCCUCGUAUUAAAGUAAUAAACUCAAGGCACCGCGACUACCCACGGAAAGAGUUUUUCGAUGACGUCAAUCAAAUUGUUACUGACAUUCGAUCAGAAACACCAGAAAAGUAUCGAAAAUCAGUUGAACCAAUUUUGCAGCAAUGGUUAGCAAAUUUUCAUGCUAAGAAAUUGUUAGGGCGACAAACUUGCAAACGUGAUCUGUUUGUACAUCCAUAUAGACCAUACGAGAAUCUGGCUUAAAAAGAACUAUCCGCAGGACGUCUGAUACAUGAGAUCUACAUUAUUAUAGUUUUUUGCUUUGAGUUCCAUUCAAUGGCUACUUUAUAAUUAUGUCUUCAUGAUAAGUUAAUUUCCUGUUUUUCA